GAGGAUGUCCAGCACGGUGUGUCACACUGGGUCCCGGCUCUCCAUUGCGGUAUUCAUCCUGUCCGUCCUUCUAACCGGUGUGGUGGAAGGAGAGAAGCUGGUCAACUUAAAGAAAGUGACCCACCAGGUGGUGCGGGCCGGGCUGGCAGAGACCAGCUUCCUGCCCUGCGUCUUCACCCUGCGGCCCAGCCCCUCGAGAGAGCCCCCCCGUAUCAAGUGGACCAAAAUCGUCUCAGAGGGUGGGGGCAAGAUCGAGGUCUCUGUGCUGGUCGCCAAGGACAACGUCAUCAAGGUCAAGAAGGACUUCCAGGGCCGCGUCACCCUGCCCGGUUACCCCAACAACCGCUACAACGCCACCCUCGCCCUCACCGGCCUGCGCUCCAGCGACUCGGGCACCUACCGCUGCGAGGUGGUGGUGGGAAUUGACGAUGAGCAGGACACAGUGCCCCUAGAGGUCUCCGGUGUGGUGUUCCACUACCGCGCCCCCAGUGACCGCUACGCCCUGACCUUCGCCGACGCCCAGCGCGUGUGUCUGGAGAACUCAGCAGUCAUCGCCUCUCCGAGCCACCUGCAGGCCACCUUCGACGACGGCUAUGACAAUUGCGAUGCGGGCUGGCUCUCUGACCAAACUGUCAGGUACCCAAUCACAUUGCCCAGGCCCGGUUGCUAUGGAGACAGAGACAACCUACCUGGAGUCAGGAAUUAUGGUCAGAGGGGCCCUGCAGACCUGUAUGAUGUCUACUGCUAUGCCAGACAGAUGACAGGUGAGGUGUUCCACUCAACAGUCCCGGAGAAGCUGAGUUUGGCCAUGGCUUCAACGCACUGCCACUCCCUGGGUGCACAGCUGGCUACAGCUGGGCAGCUGUACCUGGCCUGGCACGGGGGGCUUGACCGCUGCGACCCGGGCUGGCUGGCAGACGGCAGCGUGCGAUACCCCAUCAGGCAGCCGCGCAAGAACUGCGGUGGGGACGAGCCCGGAGUCAGGACCCUCUACCAGCACCCCAACCGUACUGGCUUCCCCGACACCACCUCCCUCUACGAUGCAUACUGCUACAGAGAUAAUCCUUCUGGAGAGCCAGUUGCUGUGGCCGCCGGUCUGCUGCUAUCAAAGAAUCAGAAGGGUACCGAUUCCACAGCCCCAGCCCAGGGAGAGCCCAAAACAUUCAUCUGGGGGGGCAACAGCGCCCUGAAGGAGCAGAUUAACUUCAUUGCAUCAAACGACUCUUCUGAGAUCUCAGCAGAGCAUGUGAUCAUCCAUCUGAAACCAGCCUCCUCCAGCUUAGCACUAGAUGAGCAACUGGAGCAAAAAGGGACAGACAUGCAGGGGUCUGAAAAAAGACAGGCUGCUACUCCUGACCUUGGGGAUUUAUCCAUGAUGGAAAUGUUGGGACAUCAGCAAGGUGACUCAGAAUGGCAGAAGGAGCUGCAAGAUGAGACAAUCAAAGAAGAGACUUGGUUGCUAUCUAGAUCCCACCAACGGCCCAUCUCACCAGCACCCACUACUGGUCUACAGGCUGAUGAGAUGAACAGUCUGCUUUCUAAUUUGGUUGAUCCUCCAAGGAACCCUGAAGGGAAUCGCUGGCAGGAUUCUAAUGACCAGCAUGUUUCGGAAUUCAUAGCUGAUUCUUUAGAGCAGGUCUUUUCCAUCACAUCCCAUGGAAAGUCAGAAGAGAGACCAUUAGUUCAGACGUCAACGGAACCUGGAAUGGCAUAUCCCCUGGGACUAAUUGCUUCAACACCACAAGCAACAGAAGAAUCUGAAAAGAACCCACCAAACAUUUCUGAGGUCCACCCCACAAACCAAGAGGGCACCGUGCCGGACCCACUGGGGGUGAAGACCACACAGGUUUCGUCAUUAGAUGGUGGGUCACCAAGCUCAACUGAAGAGCAUUCAGACCAAGGGAAAAUCCAAGAAUCCCCUGAAUUUAAUGGACCUACUCCAGAAACUACGGAAACUAUCCUGCUCCAUAAUAAUUUGCUUCUAAACAGUCCAAAAGAAGAAUUCGGACAAGAAGACGCAGAAAGCCCAACGUCAAUGGCUGUCAAAGUCAGCACAGAGGUGCAUUUUAAUGAUGCUGGAUCUUCAGAGAUCAGUGCUAAUGAGACAGACUUGGAAGAGGGUGCUAUCGUUAGCGAAUCCAGUGAUCUGCUCCUUGUAGAGGAAAAAAUCGAAUCUGCACAUGAACCUCCAAAUCUGGGCUCCAUUCCUGCAGUCAGUGUCAAUGAGUCCCAUCAUGCUGGACAAGAAAAGGUUGAUGAUUUGGCCAGUUCUGCACAGAACCCCACUGGAAAGAGUGCUGAAGACUAUGAAGACACUGUUUUACAAGAGUCAAAUCCUGUGUCUUCUGAUUCUGCAAAUGCACUGGAGAAUGACGCUGCUUUUGGAUUAAUUUCACCGGGACACAAAAGGACAACGCAUCCAACAAUGAUAGCUAAUGAAUCAUCAUCACAGCCCAGUGCUGCCAGCACAGUGCCAGCUUCUACCCCAUUGCCAGGCAGGAAAGACGAAUGGACACAUGAGCCAACAGCUGGCACCAUACAGGACAGCAGAGCUCCAGAAAGGGAGAGAUUGGCAGUCAACGAAUCAAGGAGAUCCUUUGAGGAUGAAGACUCCUUAACUGCAACCGUAAGUGGCCAGUCCGCUGAGCUGCACAGCCGUGGAGGAGAGGGUACCCUGAGAAUCAUGGGGAUUACAACGCCCUCUCCCUCACCUUUAACUGAUUCUGCCCCUGAGACAUCGGGAGACGGCCUCCCCUCUUUGAAGGAGGAUAUAACCAUCCGUCAAAAACUUGUGGAAGAUUUCAAAGCAGACUCCUCUGAAUCAGAGAUGACCAGUGCCCUGAAAUCCAGAAGAACACACAAAGAGGACCAGGCCGCCUCAUCCUUGCUGGACGACCAUGAAAUCUUCUCAGGAGGGGGCUCUGACGUGGAUAGAGUCUCCCUCCCUCUAGUGACCAUUGGCUUUCAUUCACCAAAACAACAAACUUCUUCUAACUUGCCUUCAUAUGAACCAGAACCUUCAGCAAAGCCAAUGUUGCCUUUUACUUCCCCAUCCGAGAAUUCUGAACUUGAGAAGGUUGAAGAUGGGAGUGGAGAUGCAGACGAGGGUCUCCUUGCUGUAUCUGAGGGAUCCAAAAACCCCACCACAACCAAAAGACCUUCAACCUCUUUCCCUCACAUAGACAAAGCCUUAGAGAGAGAAGCCUUGUGGGAGGUAACCCUGAAGCCACAGAAGGAACAAGAUUUAAUUAAUCCGACAACCAUCCAGAGAGGUCAGGAUGCUGUAUCCACGAUAGUGCCUAGCAGUGGCACCAAAGACAUUGGGAGGGAGGAGGUGGUUUCAGAAGACUGGCUGAACACCAAAGGUGGUCAGCUGUUCCACGAGUCGUCCACAGAGGCUGCUGCUUUGAAUCCAGAAGAAAGCGUGGCUGAAGUAAAGGGAGAAGUUGCUUUUGUCCUGCACUCAACUGAAAUUCAACCAACAAUGGUCACAGCGACAGAAAAAACUUCUUCUGGAGAAUAUAAGGAUGUAAGAAUGCCUUCCACACCUGAUGCCUUCAUUGUCAUAGAUGGAAAACCAACUUUGUCCCCUUUGAAAGAGGGGAGAAGCCCACAAAGACCAGCCACUGAAGACCUGCUCAUUACAACCUCAUUGUCGCCAUUUACAAGUAUGGGGAUCACAACAGAGUCCACAGUUCCUGUGGGUGACUUGCUGACCACUAAAGCUGCUUCAAAUGAAAGAAUGGAGAUGCUCUUUCCAACUAUCCCAACCACUGCAAUCAGAGAAGAUUUGACUACUCCUGAGCAGUUAGCACAUGCUGAAGCACAGAAGGAACAACUGCUGUUGGGCAAUGCUGUGGAGAGCACCCCAUCUGGAGAGCAGCCAAGAACAGCCAUCAAGGAACCUGCCGAUGAAACCACUGACUUCACCAUGGGACCAACCAUCUCUACCAUACAGUCAACAGAGAAUGAAUUAGAAGGAGAAAUGGAAGUAGAUGCAGAAGGGCUGGAGACUACGAAUCAACCAGAAAGUCAUGAGUCAGAGAACAGCUCUUCCUCUGUUCAGCCAACCAGGCUGGUUCUCACCACCGAGGUGUCCAGCGAAGGAGCAAAGACGUAUCCAGUGACCGCUAGAGCCACUGAUGAGAGUAGAUCCAUGGAACCCUCCAUAACCACAGCCACCUCGCUUGUAUUUAAGUCGGUUGCCCCUGAAGAUGGGCCUUCAUUAGAACUGGCUUUUAUCACCACCGUUGGGUCGCAUACAAUGCCUUCUGGAACCCAGCUCCCUAUUCCAGAGGUGGAAGUGUACAGUGGCAGUGGAACGGGACAUGGCUCUCCUGGAGAAGAGCAGGUGAAUGGAACAUUGCUGGCACCGAAGUCCGCCUUCGGCACAGACUGGGAGGACAUAGGAGCUUCAGAAGAACCAGCUGAGGCAGACCACUGCGAGACCAACCCCUGCCUGUAUGGAGGGAGCUGCCUGUCCAACGGGAGUGUGUACAGCUGUGACUGCCUGCCAGGCUACUCCGGGGAGAACUGCGAGAUCGACAUUGACGACUGCCAGUCCAACCCCUGUGAGAACGGAGGCACCUGCAUCGAUGAGGUCAACGCCUUCGUCUGCCUGUGCCUGUCCAGCUACGGGGGGGCGACCUGCGACAAGGACACAGAGGGCUGCGAUCAUGGCUGGAGGAAGUUCCACGGGCACUGCUAUCGAUACUUCUCACACCGGCACACCUGGGAGGACGCUGAGAAGGACUGCCGGGAGCACAGCGCUCACCUGGCUAGUGUCCACUCCCCCGAGGAGCAGAGCUUCAUCAACGGGCUGGGUCAUGAGAACACCUGGAUUGGGCUGAAUGAUCGUACUGUGGAGGAGGACUUUCAGUGGACUGACAACAUGGCCCUGCAAUACGAGAACUGGCGUGAGAACCAGCCUGAUAACUUCUUUGCAGGCGGAGAGGACUGUGUGGUGAUGAUCGCUCACGAGAACAGCAAGUGGAAUGACGUGCCCUGCAAUUACAACCUGCCCUACAUCUGCAAGAAGGGAACAGUGCUGUGUGGGACGCCCCCAGCGGUUCAGAAUGCCUUCCUGAUUGGUCGGAAGCGAGCGCACUAUGACAUCCACUCUGUCGUGCGGUACCAGUGUGCCGACGGGUUCCUGCAGCGCCACGUCCCCACCACCAAGUGCCGCAGCAACGGCAAGUGGGACCGGCCCAAAAUCAUCUGCACUAAAUCGCUCAGAGCCCACCGGUCGCGGCGCCACCACCACAAGUCCCGGCGCCAGCGGAGAAAACACAAGAAGCACUCCUCCAGGGGGCACAGGGAGGAAGACGACGACGACAGCCGGAACUACUACUGAACAAAACAAAAAACGAAGCACCGCAAAACAUGAAGGAAAAUCGUGAGCCCCCCCCCGAACCCCGAACCCCGA
Polyodon spathula (Mississippi paddlefish) is the source of this 5425-nucleotide messenger RNA. RefSeq names its product neurocan b (gene ncanb). NCBI's taxonomy places the organism in Eukaryota, Metazoa, Chordata, Actinopteri, Acipenseriformes, Polyodontidae. The coding region runs from base 5 to 5353 and encodes 1782 amino acids. The transcript has 14 exons. Gene Ontology annotation, molecular function: hyaluronic acid binding; calcium ion binding. The record is from RefSeq and is a predicted model, not a curated record. Gene Ontology annotation, biological process: cell adhesion.